GUUAAAUUCAAGGCCAUCGAAAAUGAUUAGCAAUAUUUUGAAGAUAACCACAUGGUUAGUGUGCACGGUAUAGUUUCAAUGAAAUCGUCAAAUACGUAAGAGGAAACGUCACCUGUCUUAGAAAACCUUAAAUUGUAUGAUUUAUUUUUUACCUUUUUGUAUAGAAAAUUACAAACAUUCCUUUUAAGGUUAGAAAAUAUAUAUUUAUAAUUUAGUUGCUACUUAUAACGUGUCAUUUAAAUGUUUCGUAAAUUUAAUAUCGUGAGGUUAGUUGGUGCUGUGUGUUCAUCUACAGAAGCAGCUGUUACUCCAGGUGGUUUAUCCAGAGUGCAACAGUUUAGAGAAUUACUAGACAACACAAGUAACAAUGACAUUCUUACGGAUUCAUUUGGACGACAUCAUACCUACUUACGUAUUUCAAUUACUGAACGCUGUAAUCUACGGUGUUUAUACUGCAUGCCAGCAGAAGGAGUUAAAUUAACCAAAAAUGACGGUAUUCUGAAAACGGAAGAAAUAAUUAAAAUAGCAGAUUUAUUUGUUAAAGAAGGUGUAUGUAAAAUACGUUUGACUGGUGGUGAGCCAACUGUUAGAAAAGAUAUUGUUGAUAUCAUUGCUGGCUUGAAGCAGUUACCCAAAUUAAAACAAGUUGCAAUUACCACCAAUGGUUUAACAUUAACACGUCAGUUACCAGCACUUCAGCGUGCAGGAUUAGAUGCAAUAAAUAUAUCAUUAGAUACAUUGAAGGAAAAUCGAUUUGAGCAAUUCACUCGUAGAAAGGGUUGGUCUAGAGUUAUAGCUGCCAUAGAUCUGGCUAUUCAGUUAGGUUAUAAUCCUGUGAAGGUGAACUGUGUUGUAAUGAAAGGCUUUAAUGAUGACGAAUUAAUCGAUUUUGUAAAUUUAACAAAAGAUCGUCCAAUCGAUGUACGUUUCAUCGAAUAUAUGCCUUUUGAUGGGAAUGAAUGGAAUCAGAAUAAAAUGGUUUCCUUUAGUGUUAUGAAAACAAUUAUUAGAAAUGUAUAUCCUGAGCUACAACGUCUUCCAAACGAACCUAAUAAUACGUCCAAAGCGUAUCAUGUUCCUGGAUUUACAGGACAAAUUGGAUUCAUCACGUCCAUGAGUGAACAUUUUUGUAGUUCAUGUAAUAGAUUAAGGAUAACAGCAGAUGGAAAUUUAAAAGUGUGUUUAUUCGAGGGAAAGGGCGAGGUAUCCCUCAGAGAUGCUUUACGCGACGGAGCGUCAGAUGAUGUUUUGAAGGAAAUGAUCGGAGCUGCUGUACGACGUAAAAAGAAGCAGCAUGCAGGAAUGUUCAAUCUAUCCCAGAUGAAAAACAGGCCAAUGAUUCUAAUCGGGGUUGAAAAGAAACGCGUGCACUUCAGAAGUCAUAAAAAUUCACGAAACAGCGCGUUGUAUAAUUUAAAACCCGGGACAAUUUCGCUUAAGAAUUCUGCAAGUAUAAGACUAUUUUCUUCGUUGUCACACGUAGAUGAAAGCGGUAAAGCCAGUAUGGUAGACGUUGGUUCGAAAGCCGAAACUAAACGCGUCGCGAUAGCGAGAGGAAUUAUACAAGUCGAUUCGAAUAUAAGUAAAUUGAUAAACGAAAACAAUAUUAAAAAAGGAGACGUAUUGUCCAUAGCACAGUUGGCAGGAAUUAUGGGCGCUAAGCGCACCCCUGAAUUGAUACCACUAUGUCAUCAACUUUCGUUAUCCUACGUGAACGUGCAUUUGUAUUUAAAUGCGGAAUUACAUCGAGUAGAAAUUACUGCUGAAGCUAGAUGUACCGGAAAGACUGGCGUAGAAAUGGAAGCUUUAACGGCUGUGACUAUCGCGGCGCUAACAGUAUAUGACAUGUGCAAAUAUGCGGCUUCUCCGAAUUCUAUGAAAAUAACUAACAUAGAACUAGUUUCAAAAACCGGUGGUACUAAGGGUGAUUUUAUUAGGAAUUAAGCAUUCCAAAGUUCAUAAUACGAGGGAGUGUAUGUAUAGUACAUAAGUCCAAAAGAAACAUUUUUAAACUUGAAGUUUAAAGCUCGACAUAAUUAUGAACUUUAUAGAUAUUUACACAGAUGUAACACUAUUUAUAGAGUUCCGUAAAAUUCACGAUGUGCUUCCUAUGAUCCGUAGGAACUUCAAAGCGCUCGCCUGAUCUGAUAGUGUGCUAUAUUCGCUGCAUAGUACUGCUUAACUGUUGAGCGUUUUUACAUACUUGUAUUUUUUUAUUGUACGAAUAGUUGUUAUACCGUAAAAAUUUUAUCAUGUUAUGGUAUUGAAAAAAGUUUGUAUCGAUAUACAUGUACAUGUACCUGCGAAAAUAUGUUUCGUUUAUUGAAUUGCCAUUUAGGUUUAUUAAAAUAUGUAUUGUUUCUUU
Molecule: messenger RNA, 2365 nt
Organism: Megachile rotundata (alfalfa leafcutting bee)
Lineage: Eukaryota; Metazoa; Arthropoda; Insecta; Hymenoptera; Megachilidae
Gene: Mocs1
Product: Molybdenum cofactor synthesis 1
Biological process (GO): Mo-molybdopterin cofactor biosynthetic process
Molecular function (GO): 4 iron, 4 sulfur cluster binding; cyclic pyranopterin monophosphate synthase activity; metal ion binding
Source: RefSeq, a predicted model, not a curated record